AGAUUAUGUGUUCCUACCUACUGCAAAUACAAAUUUCACAACUUCCCACCUCAUCAAACUCACGGACAAAUCCAUGGAACUCACAUCUACUUUAAGGAUGUUAAUGUACUUCUAACAGGGACAAUGAAACCUGGGGAAUUACAGAGGUACCUUAGAGGUCCACCUUUGGAGAUUGAAGUUCAUGACCGGGAUAGAAACAUGGAAAAUGACACAAAAAAGCCGUGUUUGUUGGGGGAGGAUGAAGCUGAUGAAAAAGUGGGUAAGGUGAGCUUCCUUGCUUGCACACCCACAGUCUGUAAUUCUUUUACGAAGAGCAAAGUGUGGCAUCCGCAUGGGGUAGCUAAAGUCAGUCUAACUGAUUUACUGUUGGGUAAAAAGUACUUGACUAUCAGUGCUCCCAUCCAUAACUGUUCAGCUCCAAAUACAUCUGCUUUCAAUGAGGAGGAUAAAAAUAGGAAAAUAACAGAAUCCACGAGUAGUUCUUCCCUGUUACCUAUGGGACAUUACCUAGAAUCAGACUCACUUUUGAAAGUAAGAGUGGAAAUAGCUGUGCCAUUGGGAGUGCACACAGAAGCUGAUGAUGCUCAAGUCACGAGUUGCCCAUACGGUUGUAUAAUCUACAUUUUUGACUACAAUAAUUCAUUGUUAUUACAUGAUUUGAUGGAAGAGAUUACAGAAAUCAAUGCUAAAGCCCUCCAGCUGGGCUGCUAUCCUGUACACUUAAUUGGAAUGGCUCUUGCUGCAUUAAAACUGAAAAUCACACUUGAGAAAGUUUCUGAGUUGGAUAUUGUUACUGGUUUUCACUUACUGGAUGGAGCAACUCAUCUCUUUGUCUUGGAGGGAUUAAAAGACAAAGCAAUCAAGAAACUCUGGGAUAAACACUUUGAAAGGCUCAGUUACCUCUGUCACAGUAAGAGGUUGAAGGACGUAAUUCAUGGGGAUCUGCUGCCCUCAGCAGAGAUGAUCACAGUCUUGAGUCGUGAGUAUGGAGUUCCCCUAACUGAUGAGGAUCUCUUCACUCAGAAACCUCCUUUACUCUUGGUUUCCUCUGAUGAUUAUACAGUACCAGGAAAAGUUAACGAAGUGAAACAGGCAGUAUAUUCUUCAUUAGAUAACUACAACGAAGUGUGUGUGCAGCGGAAGAAAGAAAUAGCAGACAGAAUGUCUUUUGAGAGAAACCAUAUUAGGGCUAACAUUGGUGCUGUAUGCCAACUCAAAGGAAAGAUGAAAAAGCCAAAGUUUGAAGCUUUCAGGAUUUCUCCUGUUGAUGGCAAAUCUGUCUUUAACUACAGCUGUCAGAGCCUGAAUUCUGCGGAACUUGCAAAGAAGCAUCUUCGCCAGGAAAUGGCAAAGGAACCAAAGAACAGAUUCACUUAUUGUCAUGACUGUCUGUCAGCCACAUUCGACCCAGUGGAUGUGGUUGCUGCCUGUAAGGAGUCCUUUGCAAAAUCCAAGAGUAUGUGGCUGUCACCGGAUGGAUUUGUAUUUCCCAGAUUUAAAAGCAGCAUUGAAAGCAACCUGCACCCUCUGAGGCCUGAUAAGGCACGUCUGGAGGAGCUAAGUGAGAAAUGGCAGGAGAAUGCUCUGCAUGCUAACAUGGAGCCAGUGCUGUCACGAGAUAGAUGGAGCUGGGACAAACGGCACGUUGAUUUUGAUCUUUACAAGAAACCACCUGAGCUCUUCAUGACAACAGCCGUACGGACUGAUGCUAAGCAGAUUCUGCAAACUAUGUAUGGUGAUACCAAGCUGAAAGCUCACCGGUGCUCCACAGCAGCUGAGUUAUCUAUCCGUGGGCCAAGAGCCAGGUUUCAGCUACAGAAGCUCCAAGGACUUCUGAAAGAUGAACCUCGGGAAUUCUCACUCAGGAAGGCAGGACCAGUCUUGAAGGCUGUCCCAGCCCUGUCGGCAUUGGCCGAGCAGCCCUGUGAGCCCGGGAAGAAGAGCAGCUUUGUAUCGGGGCCUGCGGAGCAGCACAGCUUCACGUGGCACAAGAACGUUACCCCCUGGCACAACAGAGAGCGUGAGAAGGGGGGAAACUCCAAGGUGCAGCCUUCAAGUUACUCUGCUAUGAAUAGUUGGUUGUUUUACAAGAGAGAACAAUCUGCAAGAGCAGGAGGACGCAGCACCAUCCUCACAACAGGAAGAUCCUCUCCAGAAUGA
Messenger RNA from Balearica regulorum gibbericeps (East African grey crowned-crane), 2160 nucleotides. Lineage: Eukaryota; Metazoa; Chordata; Aves; Gruiformes; Gruidae. The record is from RefSeq and is a predicted model, not a curated record.